AUGGAGGUUGGAGGUAGUGGUUCAAUGCAUGAAGCAUUUGGUAGUGUGGGGUUCAAAACUUGGCAGAAGAAGGAUAAAAUCAAUGUUCAUGUUGGAGAUCAUAAGAGUGUUCACAAUAGAUGUUAUCAAGCUGGUCAAGAUUUGAUGAAGCAAAAACAAAAUAUUGAUAUUUCUUUAUCAAAUAUUUCUGAGCAACAAAGAAUUGAUCAUUGUAUUCGGGUGAAAACUUCUUUAGAUUGUGCUAGAUACCAACUACAAAAUGGCCAUCCUUUUUUGGGACAUGAUGAAUCUGAAAGUUCAAAUCAACAAGGUUUAUUUACGAAAUGGUCAGCCUUUCGGGGACAUGAUGAAUAUGAAAGUUCAAAUCAACAAGACGAGCCCAAGAAAGAUGCUGCAAGAACUGAUGCAGGUCGCAUUUUGUAUGCCAUGGAGGAUUUUGAGUUUGCAUUCUUGUUGCAUCUUAUGCAACUUAUCUUGGGGAUUUCUUAUGAGUUGUCACAAGCAUUACAAAAAAAAGAUCAAGACCUUUUAAAUGCGAUUGGUUUAGUGAAGGUAGUCAAGUCUCGCUUACAAGAGGUGAGAGAUAAUGAUUUUGAUGAAUUGCUUCAAGAAACGAACAUAUUUGCCAAUAAAUAUGAUAUUGACAUUACAAAUAUAGCUGAUUUUGAUUUUGUCAAUUUGAAAAGAAUUUCUGAACUUGGUUUGAAGAUGGUUGAGAAGAGAACGAAUAUUGUUUAUCCAUUGGUCUAUUUGUUGAUAAAGUUGGCACUCCUUCUACUGGUAGCAACUGUUAGUGUUGAGCGAAUUUUUUCUGCAAUGACUUUUGUUAAGGAUAAGUUGCGCAAUCGGAUAAGUGAUGAUUGGUUUAAUGCAUGCAUGCUAACUUAUGUUGAAUGUGAUAUAUUUGAUAAGAUUGAUGAUGAAGAUAUAAUGCAAUAUUUUCAAGCAAUGAAGAAUCAAAGAAUGCUUUUAUGA
Molecule: messenger RNA, 975 nt
Organism: Gastrolobium bilobum
Lineage: Eukaryota; Viridiplantae; Streptophyta; Magnoliopsida; Fabales; Fabaceae
Exons: 3
Coding region: 1-975 (324 amino acids)
Molecular function (GO): protein dimerization activity
Source: RefSeq, a predicted model, not a curated record